AUGCUGGAAAUAGCUGAAUCUGGGAAGGGGAGGACGACUUCUCCGCGUAGCAAACUUGCCGACCCCAAAACCGGAGGCGUCCUCCAUUCAAAGUCUGUUUCUCAAACGGGCGAUCAGAAGAUUUCCCUCACUACCGUACCACUGGAGACAGCAACAAAACCGCCAUCGUGCGACCGAACCCCAAACAUGCGGUCGUCGAUAGCCUGCGUCCGGUGUCGUCGCUCAAAAGUGAAAUGUGUCAACACUGGCCCAAACACCACAUGUCGUGCUUGCGAAGCCAGCAAUAGGGAAUGUACCUACCCUCCGCCGGUUGUCAGCGGUGCGCCUCGCGUCUCGUCUGGCACGGCGGCCGUCAGGACUAGCAACAGCGGCUCCAGUAGAGACAUUGCGCCUGGUGGUGGCGGUGGAGGAGCCGCAGCGCAGCACCACGGGACGCCCGGCGAUCGCGCAGAGGCCCCGAAAAAGCCAAAGCCGAAGAAGCCUGCUCCUGCCGGCAACGUGGCGCCAGGACCGGCGAGCUACCAGGGUGCGAAGGCGUUCAAGGACGCUCUGGACGCGCCAAUCCUGACCUCUACGACGUGGACCCAAGUUUUUGAGGCGUUCCAAUUGCACCACUCACCCACGCUGCCGUUCCUGCACCCGCCGAGCUUUUUGUCGCGUCUCCGCGUUGCGACAGCGGGAUCAACUACCACUAACGGCAGUGGCUCGACACCACCGGCGCCCGAAAAGCCUCAUUCACCACUGGUAUUGUUGGGCCUAUUGACUUUGGCUGCUAGGCACGUUCCGGCACUUGUUGCGUACCAUGCGCCAGCGCUGACGACGCCGUCGGCGGUUUCGGACUUUUAUGCGUCGGCGUUGAAGUACAGGCUCCACAACGAUGACGACACGAGUCUCAACGCGCCGGGCGAAAAACGGGGCGCAUUUGCGACGCCGACACUGGAGAAGGCUCAGGCGAUCCUCAUGUUGGCUGUGCAUGAGUGGGGAAUGUGUCGAGGAUCUGAGGCUUACGUGUGGCUUGGAAUCGCCAUUAGGAUGGGAGGAGUCUUGGGACUUAGUUGGGAUGACGUUCACGAAGAUGAGCAGACGUGGGCGAACCCAUUCAUCACGCUCUCAUUGGCUGGGGGCAAGAACAGACGCGAAGCAAGCCCUUCCUCAAAGAGGAGAAAGUUGGACAACCAUGCCAGGCCUUCUAGUGGUGGAAGUGGCACAGGAAGCAGCAACAACAACAACAAUCAUGACAGUAAGGCUUCCGGCAAGGACUUUAUCGAGAAGGAGGUUAGGAGACGGACGUUUUGGGCGCUUUUCAUGCUUGAUCGGUCUUUGAGCUCUGGCCGGUUCAGGCCGAGCGGAAUCUCGCUCGCCGAAGCGUCGAGAGUGCAAUUGCCCUGUGAGGAGAGAGGGUUUCUUUUUGGUGAGGGUGUGAGGACUGGGUACUUGUCGGUUGACGGAUAUGACAAGACAGAGGAGAGGAAUGGUGGGGACAGUAAGCGGUGGGAAGUUGGUGAAGAUGAAGGUAUUUUGGCUAGGGUUGUCAGGAUCACAGAGAUUUGGGGAAGGGUGCAGGAUUGGGCCUGUGCUGGCGGAAGAAGACAGGAAAAGUACCCUCCAUGGUCGCCCCAUUCUAAAUUCUACCGACUGUCACAGCUGCUUGAUGGAUUCCAUUCGUCUCUUCCAAGGCAUCUACACUUUUCCCCGCAAACACUUUCUGCUCACAUGUCUUCGCGUACAUCAAGUGCAUAUGCAGUUAUGCACAUCACUUACUUCCUCUGCCUCGUCAUCAUGCAUCGGGAAUACAUCCCCUUCCUACCGCUCCGUAUCAACCGUCCACAAGGUCCUCUCGAUCCACCAAUAUUCCCUGCGGAUGACCCCGAGACCGAUAGAGAAGGCCUUGAACCCGGGACCACGGUCUUGGAUUGGUGGGAGGAGUCGGCAAAGGAAAUAUUUAGAUGUGCUCGCGGUAUCAUGCAGAUUGUGAACGGUCUUGAAGAAUGGAGCAGCUCCGUCGAGACUCCUGCCGUUGGAUUCGCAGUCUAUAUGGUUGGUGUCUCGGGCGUCUAUGCCUGGAGCUUCCCGUGGAUGGACCAAUCAGGAUACAUUACCGGCAGCAUUCCGCAUGAAGCCAGCGCCUCGGGCGACGACGAAGAUGAAGAUAUGGAGGGAAGCCAUGAAGGGAUGUGGCGCAUGGCCGAAGGCUGGUUCCUCACUUUGGGCCGCAUGCGGAAGUACUUCCAAAAUGUCCGCAGCGAGUAUGUCCGCCUGCACGGCGACGGCGCCAACAGCGACGACGGCGCGCCGGAGAAGCCUGAAGCCGCGGUCGCCCGCAGACUCAAAGACGGUCUCGGUGGCGGCUACGAAGAGUACAAACGCUUUGAGCAGCUCUUCCAUGACUUUACGGGUAUAUCCGACAGCGAGAACGCCACCGCCCGCGACUCAUUCAACACACCACCCCCACACGCGCCCCAAAAGCGCUCCGCACCCGACACCGCCAACCACGACCCUGAAAUCAAGCGCGAAAGCAGCACCGGCACCGUGACCAAGCGCGAAGGCGACGUUGAAGCUCUUCUUCUCGCCGCCGGAGGCGCCAGCGCCCCCGGCGGCGACCGCUGGAUGGCUGUCAACACAUCGCGCCAGCAGCAGGAGCAACAGGCUGCCGCUGCCGCCGCAGCAGCAGGGACACCAGCAUCACGCCCCCAGCAGCCCACAUCGUCGCCCAACCGCCGACCAGAGCAGGCGCCAGCGCAGCCAGGUGCACAGUCAGAAGGGUAUCUGACAAGCCUAGCUAGCUAUGCGGCAGACCAGCAGCCAAUGCCGGCGCCGGCGCCAGCACCAGCGCAGACCCCAAAGGAGGGCACUGAGCGCAAGCGCAUGAUGGAGCACGAGCAGCUGCAGAGGGAGCUUGAUAAGGGCGAGCGAUGUGGUGGCGGGGCGGAGGAUCUGGCGGUCUUUGUGAAUGGGAGGGGGAUAGAGGAUUGGGAUGAGGGCAGCUGGAUGGGGCGUAUUUGGGAGAAAUAG
This is a messenger RNA of Morchella importuna, 3012 nucleotides long. RefSeq lists its product as uncharacterized. NCBI's taxonomy places the organism in Eukaryota, Fungi, Ascomycota, Pezizomycetes, Pezizales, Morchellaceae. Gene Ontology annotation, cellular component: nucleus. The record is from RefSeq and is a predicted model, not a curated record. Gene Ontology annotation, molecular function: zinc ion binding; DNA binding; DNA-binding transcription factor activity, RNA polymerase II-specific. Bases 1 to 3012 code for a protein of 1003 amino acids. The transcript has 7 exons. Gene Ontology annotation, biological process: regulation of DNA-templated transcription; DNA-templated transcription.